GGUCGUCCAGUGUCCAGUUUGUCCAGUUUGUCCAGUUUGUCCAGUGUCCAGGUGGUUCAGGAUGCGACCUCUGGCCGUUCUGCCUCUGCUGUUGUGCGCAGCCGUGUGCGUCAACCAGGUGAGGUCGGAGGUCAAGGCGGUGAAACUGUGCGGUCGGGAGUUUCUGAGAGCCGUGGUCUACACCUGUGGAGGCUCACGAUGGAGGAGGUUCCAGACCGAGACAGACGGGGACGAUCUGCCCACGGGGGAGUUCAACAGUUUGGAGACCCUGAGCGGCCUCAGCCCCGAGUCCAGACUGACCAGACGAGACCUGAAUAACAUGCUGACCGCCGUGUGCUGCCAGGUGGGCUGCAGGAAGAGCGACCUGACCUUCCUCUGCUGAGCCCCCCCCCCCCCCCAUCCUCCACCCUGUCGCCUUAAUAGACCCCAAAACCUGAAAUCACAAAGCUAAAACAGUAGCAUCUCUGUAGUUUAUGCACAUCACUGCUAUUUUUCUAAUUGCUUUUGAUAUUUUUGUUAGUUUGGAGUUGUGAAUAUUGACCACCUGAGUGUCUGUGAACAUGUUUUUAAACCAGAGAUGGAAACUGUGGCCAAAUGUGUGUUUUUAAUAAUAAUAUUUAGGACUAUAAACAGAAUAUCUAAGCUUGGCGUUGAGUCCUGAAUGUAGCGGGUGCAGGUCCAUCUCAGUUUUCAUGUGUUUAAAGGAAACAUGUGCUGUGUUCUUUAGUUCAGCUUGUUUUUGGUCAAAUAAAUAUUCUUGCAAAAUUAUUCUCUGGAGUGUGAGC
Sphaeramia orbicularis (orbiculate cardinalfish) is the source of this 785-nucleotide messenger RNA. It is a transcript of the gene insl5a, whose product is annotated as insulin-like 5a. NCBI's taxonomy places the organism in Eukaryota, Metazoa, Chordata, Actinopteri, Kurtiformes, Apogonidae. Gene Ontology annotation, molecular function: hormone activity; G protein-coupled receptor binding. The transcript is spliced from 2 exons. Gene Ontology annotation, cellular component: extracellular region. The record is from RefSeq and is a predicted model, not a curated record. Bases 62 to 382 code for a protein of 106 amino acids.